UAUAAUUAGUUACUAUUCUUACAACUUCAAUAUUUCAUGAAAUAUAAUUAUGUAUAAUGUAAAUUUUAACUUAUCAAAAAACAAAAUACUCUUAAUAGGUGAAUCUAUACAAAAUGUAGCUGGUUGUUUGUUUUGCUUUGGACAGUGAUUUUAAAAAAAGAUGAAAUAUGAUUCAAUUCAAAUUUUUCGGAAUUAUAAUUUAAAGACGUUGAACAGAUAUGAUAUUCAUGAACAGAUAUGUUAUUAUGGAUAAACUUCUAGAACCUUUAUGAUCUAAAUGAAAAUUAAUUUUGCUUGAAACUGAAAACGUCUGGACAUAACUGAUCAAACCUUGUUUAUAUUUUCUUAGUCAAUUUAGAAUUAUAUAAACAAUUAUAGCUAUAUUAGCAUGAAUAUUGUUCUAUCAUUUAGAUAAAAUCUUUAAUGAGUUCUGAAAAUUUUAAUGAAAUACUUCAUUUACGUUCUGUAUGUUUUGCUAGGAUUUUUAUAUCUCUCAUAUAAACUGAUGUCUAUUAGAUGCCUAAAAAGUAUAUUUCAUAAAAAUGACAUCUUAUAUAUCGAUGAGAAUUAUUGCCAUAAGUUUGCGGUAUUAGGUUAAAUGGAAUAAAAAUUAAGCUGACGAGCUCGUCUUGAAACUCUUAGUAUGAAAGACAACUUGAUAUAGAAAUAAAAUCCAAACGGAUUCAAAUUAAUAAUGAAUAAAUCUCAGAAACUUAUUAUAGGACUUCUAAUAUUAUUAUUAGUUAAUGUUAUUUGGAUGUCUAGCUCCAAACUCACUCAGUACAUUUAUUCAGAAACAGCAUUUAAAAAGCCAUUCUUUAGUACAUACAUAAAUCUAUCAAUGUUAACACUUUAUCUACUGGGAUUAUGUUUUUGGCCUCCAUGGAGAGAUCAGUGCAACAGAUCUUCAACUUAUACAUUUGUAGAUCCCAAUGCAGAAGACGAAAAUUUUUAUUCCGAGGUCAAUAAUACCAGUUUAAGUGAUCCAACGUUUGUUCCAAUAAAAAAAUCAGCACAUUAUGAUCGUUCGUCUGGAACAGAAAGUGAUGAUUCUUCUAUUCGAGCUGUACGAUUUAGUAAAUUAGCCGAAGUCCGGCAUAUGUCUGAAGGUGAUGCUAUUGAAGCGUUAUUAGCAAGGCUCAGUUAUCCAGCCAGCAUUCGUGCUGGGGAACAUGCACGUCGUCAAGCUCACAAAUUUUCUAUUCCAAAAGUCGCUAAAAUUGCUUUGAUAUUUUGCCUUAUUUUAUUUAUGGCCAACUACACUUACCAAAUUUUAUUAGCCCAAAUGGAAACUGGAAAUAUGACUGUGGUGUCAGCGGCAUCCAGUUUAUUCACACUAUUUCUAGCUUCAUUUUUUCCAAGUAGCAGCAAUGACAAAUUUUCCAUAUCAAAAUUAUUGGCCGUAUUAAUUAACAUUUUCGGAAUGGUUUCAAUUAGCCGAUUCAAUAUAACUAUGGAUAUAAAUAGAGAUCCUAAGAUUAUAAUUUUAAGUUUGCUAAGCGCAUUUUUUCAAACAAUUUACGUGGUUUUUUUAAAAAAAAAAGUUGAUUACGAAGACCGAAUGGACAUACCUAUGUUUUUUGGAUUUGUAGGCCUUUUUAAUCUUACUUUGUUAUGGCCAAUUUUUUUCAUUCUUCAUUACGGUCAUUGGGAAGAAUUUGAAUGGCCAAAUAGUCGCCAAUGGACAUUUAUGGUUCUUAAUGGAUUUAUGAGUACAUUAUUAAGUGAAGUUCUAUGGUUAUGGAGCUGCUUUCUGACAUCUUCACUAAUAGGUAUAUUAUCAGGUAGCUUAUUGAUACCCAUGUCGAUGAUAGCUGAUGUACUUCUGAAAAGGGUUCAAUAUCCAUAUAUAUUUUAUUUAAGCAUGAUACCGAUGUUAUUAGGAUUCUUGACCAUAUUCUCGCUUUCUUGUUAUGAAAAUUGGGAUCCAAUAGUGGCUGUUUUGAAACCACUCCACUCUUGGGUGUUGAGAAAAAAUAAAAGUAUAAGAUUUCACGAUUUAGAAGCUGAACAAUCAGAAUCUCUUAUUGAUGGUGAAAACGGUGUUAAUCAUGAAGCUUAAUACAAUCGAAAAAUUGUGAUAAUUCAUUAAUAGGAAUUUGUUUAUAAUUAUCAUUAUUUACUUGUUAUGAUAUACUCAUCAUUAUCUUUCAAUUUUAGAUUUUCUUUUCAUCGAAAAUUAAGUUAAAACACGUUCUGAUUGAUUAAAAUCACUAUUUAUAUUGUUUCUACAAAAAAGCUGUUCGACUGUAAUAUUUAAUCAAAGUAAACAAAAAUUUUUAAUUUUGUACAGUUUUGUAUAUAUUUAGUCAUAAGUUUAUCGUAUCACGUUAUAUUGAGAUAUUAUAACAUACAUUUUAAUGUAAAUUCUUUUAUCGUAAUUGUAUCUUUCUUUAGGUUGAAGGAAAAUGCUAUUAUAGAUUUGUCUUAUUAUUAAAAUGUAAAAUUAAUAAAAAUAUUUCCAAUUGAUGACGCU
This is a messenger RNA of Cotesia glomerata, 2476 nucleotides long. RefSeq names its product solute carrier family 35 member F5. The transcript has 6 exons. The record is from RefSeq and is a predicted model, not a curated record. NCBI's taxonomy places the organism in Eukaryota, Metazoa, Arthropoda, Insecta, Hymenoptera, Braconidae. Gene Ontology annotation, biological process: regulation of peptide transport. Bases 695 to 2062 code for a protein of 455 amino acids.